This is a messenger RNA of Ilyonectria robusta, 504 nucleotides long. RefSeq lists its product as uncharacterized. Lineage: Eukaryota; Fungi; Ascomycota; Sordariomycetes; Hypocreales; Nectriaceae. The transcript is spliced from 2 exons. The record is from RefSeq and is a predicted model, not a curated record. Bases 1 to 504 code for a protein of 167 amino acids.
AUGGCGCGCAUAUCGCUGCUGAUGCUCCUGCUGGGAGCCUUCAUGUCGCUCGUCGCGGCAUCCUCCGCGCCGACGUUCUGCAAAUGCACCUGCUUCAAGAACAGCACCAUCAUCCCGCUGGGCCCCGAGCACGACAGCUCCUCCUCCCUGGCCGCGCGGUCCCUCGUCUUCAGCCCGGAGCCCGCAGCCCACCCGCCCCGCGACGCCGUCCUGUCGCGGCCGCACUCGCCGCGGUCCAAGUCCAAGUCGUGCUCCGAGUGCACCAAGGCCUUCUGCCUGAGCCAGGGCAUCGACUUCUGCAAGGACGCCAAGGAGGACGACGUCGCGACGCUGUGCUUCCAGCGCGACAGCAACAAGGACAAGUUCAUCGUCUGGGCCUUCAUCAUCGGCACCGUGGGCCUGAUGGGGUGGGCGGCCUUCAAGCGCGUCGUGUCGUGGCGCCGGGGCAAUCCGGUAGGUCGGCAGUCGGCGAACUAUGCGCCAAUGCCAAACAACUUCCGGUAG